Messenger RNA from Puccinia triticina, 1623 nucleotides. RefSeq lists its product as uncharacterized. Bases 1 to 1623 code for a protein of 540 amino acids. Lineage: Eukaryota; Fungi; Basidiomycota; Pucciniomycetes; Pucciniales; Pucciniaceae. The transcript is spliced from 5 exons. The record is from RefSeq and is a predicted model, not a curated record.
AUGUCCUUCAUCUUCCCCUGCUUUCGUUUCUCUCUGUCUCUCACCUUCUUCCUUGUGACCAUCGACUCCGCUCGCCGAGUCCAACCCACCAGCUCCUCCCACACUCACCAGCUCGGACCAGCCCCAGUACCGGUCUUCCUGCCUGCCGGUCGGCUGGAGCGCAGGGCCCCGUUUUGCUCUUCCCGCUCUCGGCUGGACCACCCCAAAAGACUGGGAUACGGCUAUUCAAUAGUCCACCAAGACACCGCGCGGGGGCUACGGGAUAGCCGCUUGGGCGAUCUCGGUUCUUGUCGCGGCUCACGAGUUGCCUUUCGAGAUCUGAAUGAAUGGAAUUUGUUCCUCAAAACACCCGAGGCUCGAGAAAUCUUCCGAGGAGCCGGAAAAGGGGUCUCGCACAACUGCAUGAUGGCUCAGGUGUCAGCCCUCCGGGAUGCAUUGCCGGACGAGGAGCUCGCGGCACGUCUUGAUAAGGUUCGCACCAGCAAGGAAUCAACUUCAACUCAAGAGUUGACUCCAUCUGAACUGGCACUCGAUGGUGAGGUGGAUUCGUCGCCGGGUCCUCAAGAAAAGGCUGUGACUCUAUCGGGCAUGCGAGCCUCUGUCUCAGCCAGUCGAAAUUCAGGCCGAGUAGAGAACUUCCUUGAUGAAUGGCUUAAAAAGGUAGGUCACCAAUUUAGUAAUAUCUGCAUGAUGCACACCGCAGCUGACCCGCUUCGACAGGCUAAGACUGUUGCAUGUAGUACAAACUGUGAUAUGAUUGUAUUUGCGGUAUCAAGACACCUAGGGCCACAUUCCUUCCAGUUGGUCAAAACGACACACGGUGCGACCCCAUUCCGCAAGUACGCCGACGACAUCAAUGGCCUGAACACCUAUGCAGCUCGCUUUCAGUCCUACUUGACUGGACACAGCACCGAUCAGAUUGCCGAGCUUGCCGAGGGACUUGAGAAGGACCCAUCAAGACCCAUCAGUGUCACAACACGGAUUUCCCGCCUCAUCGCCAAGAAAACAGAGAAGAUACUGGUCAAACGGCCUUGGUCGAGAAACAAGAAGAAACUUGCGGCGGCAGGCUUUUGCCUUGUCCUCCACCCUGAAAUACGAACUCCUUAUGAGAAGAUCUCCUCACCAAGCCGUCGCCUCACGCCGACCGAUAUCCGCCGGCUUCAUAUUGACUUGGAUGACCGAUUUAUUGACAUUGUCAAAGUAAAUCCUUCAACCAAAUCCAACAACACUGACUCAGAUGCAAGCAGUAGCGAAUUGACGCCUGGUCCUCAAGGCAAACAAUCAACCGCUGGUAAUCAAGUCAAACGACCGAAGGCUGUUCAUCAAGCAAAACAACCAAACCCUAGUCAUCGAGCCAAAAAAACCGCCCCUUGCCCUCCACUUCAACGAUCGCCAACACCUUGUGUUCAACAUGAACGAUCUCACUCAGUUUCUAACAGUGAAGAAUCUCUGGCUACAUUUCGUCGCCGACAUAGAGAGCACGUCCACGCGGCCAGAAAUCACCCAACUCCUCCUAGCCUUAGCUCUUCUCAAGAAGAUGCCAAAGGCCAAACUGAUCAAGAUUCAAACUAUGAUGGCUCUGCCGGUGGCUGGCAGGAAGGAUCUGAAAGUGAUUCACAUUAA